Molecule: messenger RNA, 1702 nt
Organism: Poecile atricapillus (Black-capped chickadee)
Lineage: Eukaryota; Metazoa; Chordata; Aves; Passeriformes; Paridae
Gene: SP8
Product: Sp8 transcription factor
Exons: 2
Coding region: 203-1702 (499 amino acids)
Biological process (GO): regulation of transcription by RNA polymerase II
Molecular function (GO): RNA polymerase II cis-regulatory region sequence-specific DNA binding; DNA-binding transcription factor activity, RNA polymerase II-specific
Source: RefSeq, a predicted model, not a curated record
UCACGCACUCACGUCGGAGAGCGAGGCGGCGGUGCCGGGGAUUGGCUGGCCGUGGCUCAGCGGCACUUCAAAGCCGGCGAGGGAGCUACAAUUGUGGUGGAAUGGGCGGAACUGAUCAUUGUAUUGCACACCUCUAAAAAAAACACUGCCUCUGAUUUAUCAAUAUAAAAAAGAUCCUCUGAGAGGAGGGCACUUUUGUGUGAUGGCAACUUCACUUCUAGGGGAGGAACCGCGGGUAGGCUCCACGCCGCUGGCCAUGCUCGCCGCGACCUGCAACAAGAUCGGCAGCCCCAGCCCCUCGCCGUCCGCCCUUUCGGACAGCACGUCCUCCUUCGGCAAAGGCUUCCACCCCUGGAAACGCUCCUCCUCCUCAGCCUCGGCGGGCAGCUGCGGCGCCGUGGGCUCCGGCCUCCCGGGCUUCGGCGUGGCGGGCGCGGCGCGGAACGGCUCCUCGGCGGCGGCGGCGGCGGCGGCAGCGGCGGCGGCCGCCCUCGUCUCGGACUCCUUCAGCUGCGGCGGCUCGCCGGGCUCCAGCGCCUUCUCCCUCACCUCCAGCAGCGCGGCGGCCGCCAGCUCGCCCUUCGCCAACGACUACUCCGUCUUCCAGGCUCCGGGCAGCGCCGGUGGCGGCGGCGGCGGCGGAGGCGGCGGCGGUGGGGCGGCAGGACAGGAGGCGGCGGCGCACCAGCCCGUCUUCAUCUCCAAGGUGCACACGUCGGUGGAGGGGCUGCAGGGCAUCUACCCGCGGGUGGGCAUGGCGCAUCCCUACGAGUCCUGGUUUAAGCCCUCGCACCCGGGGCUCGGCGCCGGCGAGGUAGGCUCAGCGGGCGCCUCCAGCUGGUGGGACGUGGGCGCCGGCUGGAUCGACGUGCAGAGCCCCAACGGUGCGGCCGCGCUGCCCGGCUCGCUGCAUCCGGCGGCCGGCGGACUCCAGACCUCGCUCCACUCGCCACUGGGCGGCUACAACUCGGAUUACUCGGGCCUGGGCCACUCGGCCUUCAGCAGCGGCGCCUCCUCGCACCUCCUCAGCCCCGCCGGGCAGCAUCUCAUGGACGGAUUUAAGCCGGUGCUGCCCGGCUCCUACCCGGACUCGGCCCCCUCGCCGCUGGCCGGCGCCGGGGGCUCCAUGCUGGGCGGCGGCCCCGCCGCGCCGCUGGCCGCCUCUCCGCGCUCCUCCGCCCGCCGCUACUCGGGCCGCGCCACCUGCGACUGCCCCAACUGCCAGGAGGCCGAGCGGCUGGGGCCGGCGGGGGCCAGCCUGCGCCGCAAGGGGCUGCACAGCUGCCACAUCCCCGGCUGCGGCAAGGUCUACGGCAAGACCUCGCACCUGAAGGCGCACCUGCGCUGGCACACGGGCGAGCGGCCCUUCGUCUGCAACUGGCUCUUCUGCGGCAAGCGCUUCACCCGCUCCGACGAGCUGCAGCGGCACCUGCGGACCCACACGGGCGAGAAGCGCUUCGCCUGCCCCGUCUGCAACAAGCGCUUCAUGCGCAGCGACCACCUCAGCAAGCACGUCAAGACCCACAGCGGCCCCGGAGGCGCCGGGGGCCCCGGCGGCGGCGGCCCCGGCGGCGGCCCCGGCCCCGGCGGCAAGAAGGGCAGCGACACCGACAGCGAGCACAGCGCGGCCGGCAGCCCGCCCUGCCACUCCCCGGAGCUGCUGCCGCCCCCCGAGCCCGGCCACCGCAACGGCCUAGAGUGA